UUUCGUUAUUUUCUUAUUUAUUCGUUUUGAAUAAACACCCCAUUUCAAAUCGAAAAUAAGAAUUUCAUCACAAAUAUCCAUAUAUCUUUAUUAUUAGCCACUUGAAUUUAAACCUCAAAUAAUUAAGUAGAUAUGUUGAAUAGAAUUAUCGUUCAUAAAAUUCCGACUCUGGGGUAUCUAUGUUUCAGAAGAGAAGUUUUUUAAAUUUCUCCAAAAAUUUCUUGAAUUCAAUAAUUGAAAUUGAACCUGAAACAUCACCUUCCUGACAAAUUUUUGAAUUCGUGUAUGUUUGUUCUGUUUGUUUAUUUCGUAAAGCUUUAUCCCUAUGUACAUAUUGUCACAUGGGGCCUUCCAAAGAGAUAUUUGGGCCUACUUAGGAUAUUCAAUUUGCCCCUAGAGGAGUUCCCCCACCAAUACCUUACUCAAUACCCUGAAAAAUUCAACAGUUAUGAACAUCAGAUCACAAAAAAAUCCAUAUCACCUCUUCAACCAAACAUUUUAACAGAUGAUUUGGCCAAGCCUAGAAACAAUACAACUGAAGAAAAAUUUGAAGAUGAAGUACAUAUCGAUGAUUUUGCCUUAGUUUCAAAGAAAAGAAGAAGAUCAAGGAAGAAAUCUUUAAUUUCGAUACGAGUAAAAUUGGAUGAUGAAUUGAAGAAUUUAAAGCGCACCAAUGGUAAAAAUUUUGAUAAGAUAUUGUCGAAAUGUAGUAGAAGAUCCUGUUUUCUUGUAUUAGAAAAAUGUGAUUCUUCCAAACGAGACGAAUAUUCUCUGAAUUUUGUCAAUAAUACCGGUUAUAGUAAGUCAUAUAGUAAGUUAUUGCGGAAGAAUCUUAAAAAAACUAAACAUUCGAUUGGAAAUUCUACUAAUGUAAAUUAUGCGAAACCUCAAAAAACCUUAUGUUCCGAGUUUUCUGAGGAAAGUAUCUAUCCAAAACUCAAAAGAAAUGAGAAUUAUUUAUCGGAAACUAAAAUUAAUUCUGGACCUACUUCCAACAAAUUGUCUCAGCCUAACUCGAACGAACCUUACAAUUUUUCAAAAAAAGUGGAGUCAAAAGAAGAAUUGGAUAAUAAUAAUCAGAAGCGAAAUAUGAAGAUGAAUACUGAAGAUAAUCUAACUAAUAAAAAUAGCCAACUUGCCAUACCUAACCAUCUCAUUCCAUAUGAAUCACUUGAAAAACCUUUGAGGAAUUGGCCUGUUAUCACACAAUUAUUCGAUAAAGACCAUAUAAAGACAUAUAAAAACUAUCUUGAAUCAUUGAGCUCAAAAAAAGAGGAAGAAGAUGAAAUUCAAGAAAUUCAAGAAAAAGAUGAAAUUGUAUCGAUUGAUAUAACCGAGGCUAAAAAUUUUCAUGAAUCUCUCAAGUCAUCUAAAUUACUUAAAAACUUUAAUGAAACCGAAUUGUCGAAAAAACAAACAACUGUAGAUAAGAAAAAUACUCCAACAACAAUAUCCAGAAGCUCCGAAUCUUCAGAGCUUCCAGUCAAUAAAGAAACAUUUGCAAUGUUUGAAAAAGAUUCAUCAACAAAAAAUUUCGACAAAUUGAACAGAGAUUUUUCAGAAACACAAUUCUUUAUUGAAAAACCUAUUAUAUCAUCGAAUUAUUUUAUUGGAUCUGAAAAGUCUACUGCUGGAAAUGGUCUUCAGAAAUUAUACACCUCCAGAGCUUAUCUUUUGAUUGGUGAAACGGAUGAAGAAUCAAAGAAUGAAAAUAAAACCAAAAACUUCAGUGAUUCAAAAAAUGUGAUAAAGUCAUCACAAUCCGAUUCAAAGGCAAAUAUACGGCUACUUUCUCGUUCUAUGAAAACGUAUGAGUCAAUAACAAGUAGUGCCGAAGAAAAAACUAUUUAUAAUAUCGAAGAAGGAUAUCAUGAAGAAGAUAUGAGUCAUAAUUCACUUGAAAGGUCAAAAAUUAAAUCGGAAAAAAAAAUUAGGGGAAUGAAAAAAUUAUAUAUUUUUAAUAUUGUUUUAGCACUUUUUGUAACUGUUGUCCUAAUAAUAAUUUUAUUUAUAAGCUUUGCCGAUGCAUCUACAAUAAACAAAGUUGUAGGAAGAUAUAUAAGAGUUUAUUAAACACAUAUUCAAA
This is a messenger RNA of Harmonia axyridis, 2086 nucleotides long. RefSeq lists its product as uncharacterized. Bases 286 to 2073 code for a protein of 595 amino acids. The record is from RefSeq and is a predicted model, not a curated record. NCBI's taxonomy places the organism in Eukaryota, Metazoa, Arthropoda, Insecta, Coleoptera, Coccinellidae. The transcript is spliced from 2 exons.